Messenger RNA from Aethina tumida (small hive beetle), 2346 nucleotides. Its product is annotated as nuclear RNA export factor 2. NCBI's taxonomy places the organism in Eukaryota, Metazoa, Arthropoda, Insecta, Coleoptera, Nitidulidae. Gene Ontology annotation, cellular component: nucleus. Gene Ontology annotation, biological process: poly(A)+ mRNA export from nucleus. The record is from RefSeq and is a predicted model, not a curated record. The coding region runs from base 105 to 2129 and encodes 674 amino acids. Gene Ontology annotation, molecular function: RNA binding; protein binding. The transcript is spliced from 11 exons.
UAACCUUAUAAACUUAUUUUCAUUUUGUAUUCGUAAACAAUGUGUUUUUAAUAUUGACGCAAUUUAGUAUCAGAGACAAUAGGCCUCUAUAAAUUACUUUAAAAAUGAGUGACAACGAAACUAAAACAAUAAUCAUCAACAAAACAAUAUUAAAAACAAGAAAUGUUUUGAAAGACUUUGAAUCAGCAAUAUUUAAAGAAGAUUUCUGGCAUAAGUUUAUUAUAAAAGAUGUUCGACAAUAUGAUAGGAAUUCGAUAAUGAAGGGCUUUACUGAGUCUGUGUACCCUGCAGAAAUAUUGCCAGUUAAGUAUAAGAAAGAUGUAUUUGGUUCAGCAGAAUUUUUAGGCAAGUGUUGUGGAGAAGUGAUACAAAAAUUAAUAGAAAACAAAUUACAAAUCAGUAUAUUGCAUCAAGGAGUUAAACAAGAGUUCCAAGUUGAUAUAAUUCUAAGAUAUUGUCCCACAAAUAAAAUUCAAGUAGAUUUGCAAGAUGUCUUUUGCAAAAUAUUGAAUAAGAGGUUUAAUAGGGAUACUGAAUUUUUGAAUUUAGAAAAUUUUGUAAGUGACCCAGAAUUAGUUGAGUAUUGUCCACUCUCACAGCCAAAACUAUUAAAUUUUAUUUUAUAUUUAUCAGCUCAAUUUAAUCCAAAAUCCAUUAGUUUGGCCAAAAAUGACAUCAAAGUUUUACCUAAAGAUAUAUGUUGGGAACAGCUGACAACACUUGAGAAACUUGACUUGCAUGAUAAUGAGCUGCCUUGUAUAACACAAAUAGAGGAUGUACAAGUGCCACUGAAAAGUUUAAAUCUUGAUGGUAAUCCAUUGUGUGAGGGCUUUGUGGACUCUUUAAGUUAUAUUCAAGUGAUUAAGUCGAAAUUUCCUACCCUAACGGAAUUGGAUGGUCAAAAUAUUUCCUCGACUUUAUGCUUCGCCCAGGACAACUUUCUUUGUUCUGGUUACGGUUACGAAUUCGUUAAUGAAUUUUUACAAACUUAUUUUAAAAUUUACGAUUCGAAUAGAAGGCACCUUUUGGCUAAUCUUUAUAAUCCCACAAUAUAUAUGAGCCUUACGCUGACUGUUCGAAAUGUGACUGAGAUUCAAAGUUCCUCACAUUUUCGGGAACAUAAACGAAAUAGGGAUACAAGUCUUUCAAAGAGAUCUACUGAAGCACUUGUGAGAAACAAGUUAGACUUAUUCAAAUUGUUUUUGAAGUUGCCUUUGACCGAACACGACUACAGUUCGUUUAAGGUUGAUCUUUUGUUAUUUACUGAUUCACUUAUAUCGUUGGUGGUGACUGGAGUUUUUAGAGAGAAUUCCGAAGAUUUAUUGAAGAAACCUGCUUAUUACACUUUCAGUCGACAUUUUAUAUUAAGUGGUAAAAAUUUUCAAGAUUUUAGCAUUGUUAAUGAACUUUUACACAUUUCAACAAUGAACCGGGACGUUACACAAAAGAACUUCGUUCAAGCAGUCAAAGUCAAACCUGAUCUAUUACCAAAAAAUGAACAAGAAGAAACUUUGACAAUUAAAGUUAUGUCUGAAUUGACAGGACUUAACAAAUUCUGGAGUAAACGGUAUUUACAUAAAGAGAAGUUUAAUCUUUCCAAUGCGUUGAAGGCAUUUUCUUCAGACGCCGACAAAAUACCACAAAACGCAUUCGAAGACCCUGAUAUAGCAAAAAACACCGUUACACUAUCACUGCCUGAUGUUAAAGCUGAUUGGAUUAAUUGUAAAAACAGUGUGAGUGGAAAUAAUAAAAUAGUGAUGCCUAUAGAAAUUUCUGAAGUUAUUAAUCCAUCUAAUCAAGUUACCAAUAUUGCACAGAAUGAGGCUUCAAAGGUAUUGUCAAAUGUUGUUCCAAUAAACCAUAAGCUAAUGUUUGAAAAAGCUAAACCCAUAAACGUUCCGAAAAAAGUUGUAAUACCUGCAGCACAAAAUCUACAAGCUGAUCAAGCUAGCGAAGUGUCUAGUACAACUCCAGAUUUUAUAAAGAUGUUUCAGAAUCCAAAUUUGCAAGUUGUUGGCAACAGUAAAAAGCAGAAAAAGUCGAAAAAGAAAAAAAAUAAACAACUUCAAAAUAUACGAUUUGAUCGAAAGACAGAACUUAAAAGAGUGGAUGUAAAAAAAGUCAAUUAAUCUAAUAUCAAAUCAAAUAGGAACAAAGUAAAAUAUACGAACAAUUACUUACCUCAAUAAUAAUAUAAUUAACAGCAUUAUUUUUUAUUAAAUUUAUUUUGCUGUGUUUCUAAAAUAUUGCGACUGAAAUUAACUUUAAAGAUGUAUUUAUAUUGACUUUUUAUUGCUGUAAAAAUAUAUACAUAUACUUUAGGAUGUAAGGUGUAUAUAAUAUAAA